AUGCCCGCUGCCAAACGCCACCUCCUUCUCCCGCGGCAAACGUUCUUCCCGAACCCGUUCGGCGACGUGAGCGACGAAUGUGUCAAGGCCGCCGAAGAAUAUGUCGACUCUCUCCCUACGCCUGAUCCCGACCUCGUGCAGGCUAUCGACGUGCCUACAGAAGAAGGCUGCUACACGCUACCGGAGUCGCUGCACGAUGCUUGGAGCAGCUACUCCAGCGAGGCAAAGUCUUGGGCUACUGCGCACGCAGACAUUAUGAGCAAGGCGGAGGAACACUGCCCCGAAAGCCCUGUUGGGCCUGAAUUUGAGUGGUGCGAUGGCGAAGAUCCAAACGAGAACCUUGCCACCGGGUUCGAAGCAUCGUUUUUCGUAGCCGUGGCCGCUGCCGCUGCCGUUGCGGCUGCGCUUGCACUCUGA
Messenger RNA from Emericellopsis cladophorae, 417 nucleotides. RefSeq lists its product as uncharacterized. Bases 1 to 417 code for a protein of 138 amino acids. Lineage: Eukaryota; Fungi; Ascomycota; Sordariomycetes; Hypocreales; Bionectriaceae. The transcript has a single exon. The record is from RefSeq and is a predicted model, not a curated record.